AUGAAGUCUCACUGUAACAUUUCCAAUGGUUCCAUUGAGUUUACACCUGCAACCUUCACCCUUGUUGGCAUCCCAGGGCUGGAAGCAGAGCAUAUCUGGAUAUCUAUCCCCUUCUGCGUGAUGUACAUCAUCAUCUUCAUAGGAAAUGGCCUUAUUCUUCAUAUCAUCCGGAUUGACCCUGCUUUGCAUCAGCCCAUGUACUUCUUUCUUGCCAUGCUGGCUUUUGUUGAACUUGGUGUCUCUGCUUCCACCAUGCCUACUGUGUUAGGUAUUUUCCUCUUUGGCAUUCAUAAUAUCAGUUUUGGUGGUUGUCUGCUCCAGAUGUUUUCCAUGCACUCUUUUACCCUUAUGGAGUCAGGUAUUCUUCUGGCUAUGUCUGUAGACCGCUUUGUGGCCAUCUACAGCCCACUGCGCUACACAACCAUCCUGACAAUUCCCCGCAUCACUGGGAUGGGUGCCACCAUUGCCUUGCGAAGUUUGGUACUCAUGUUCCCACUGCUCUUUCUCCUGAAGGGUCUUCCUUUCUGUGGUCACAACAACCUCACACACUCUUACUGUCUCCACUCAGAUCUGAUCAAAUUGCCUUGUGCAGACACUCGCCCCAAUAGCAUCCUGGGUCUGUUUGUGAUUACCUCCACUUUUGGGCUGGACUCAUUGCUAAUCAUGGUUUCUUACCUGCUAAUUCUUCACACAGUACUGGGAAUAGCUUCUGGGGCAGGGCAGUGGAAGGCACUGAACACAUGUGUUUCACACAUCUGUGCUGUGCUUGUAUACUAUGUUCCCAUGAUCAGCCUCUCUUUGUUGCAUCGCUUUAGGCAGCAUUUAUCUCCACUCCUACAGACUGUCAUGGCCAAUGCAUACCUCUUCUUGCCACCUGCGGUCAACCCCAUUGUCUAUAGCAUCAAAACCAAGGAAAUUCGCAAUAGCAUUGUUCGUAUACUGCCUAGAAAAAGGGGUGAGGUCUAA
Molecule: messenger RNA, 966 nt
Organism: Rhinolophus ferrumequinum (greater horseshoe bat)
Lineage: Eukaryota; Metazoa; Chordata; Mammalia; Chiroptera; Rhinolophidae
Product: olfactory receptor 51I2
Exons: 1
Coding region: 1-966 (321 amino acids)
Biological process (GO): G protein-coupled receptor signaling pathway
Cellular component (GO): membrane
Molecular function (GO): G protein-coupled receptor activity; olfactory receptor activity
Source: RefSeq, a predicted model, not a curated record